CUCGUUUAUUAUCAUACACGUCAUUUUAUUGAAACAGAGUGGUCGCAAUAUUAAAUAUCACAGGAUCGAUGGAAGACUUUAAACGUUGAAUACAGUUAAAAAAAAAUAAAAAAAAUAUAACAAGCUGAAUAAUUUAUUUCUUUUCAUAUUUAUAUUAUUCAUCUUUAUUAGCUAUGUGUAAUUUAUUAAAUAUCUGUGCAAAAGUGAGUUUUAAAAAUGUCACGUUACGAAAUUCAGCGGUAAUUUCUACGGCGCGAAAUUUUAGUGUUAAAUGUCGACAUUACGGCAUAAACGUUGACAAGCGGACUCUAGUCAGCGCAGAGCGAAAAAAGCAGACUUUUUCAGAUAGAUCGCAGUUGAAGUAUGCCAGAAGACUUGUUGUCAAACUCGGCAGUGCUGUUAUUACCAGGGAAGAUGGUAAUGGCCUAGCUUUAGGACGAUUGUCUUCUAUAAUCGAACAGGUAGCAGAAUGUCAUCACGAAGGUCGAGAAUGCAUAAUGGUUACAAGUGGCGCUGUCGCGUUCGGGAGACAGAAGCUCACUCAGGAACUGCUCAUGUCCCUGUCUAUGAGGGAAACAUUGUCACCAAGCGACCACACACGAGAGGACGCGGGAAGCAUUUUGGACCCGCGGGCGGCGGCGGCCGUCGGCCAGUCGGAGCUCAUGUCGAUGUACGACGCCAUGUUCUCGCAAUAUAACGUCAAAAUUGCGCAGGUAUUAGUGACAAAGCCGGACUUUUACAAUGAGGAAACGAGGAAGAAUUUAUUCUGCACACUCUCCGAGCUGAUCUCAUUGAAUAUUGUGCCCAUCGUGAACACGAAUGAUGCUGUCAGUCCACCUAUGUACAUACACGACGAUACUGUGGUACCCGGAACCGGAAAAAAGGGUAUAGGUAUAAAGGACAACGACAGUCUCUCAGCAUUGCUAGCCGCUGAGAUACAAUCAGAUCUCCUCAUCAUGAUGUCGGAUGUGGACGGUAUCUAUAACAAGCCGCCGUGGGAGGAUGGUGCUCGCAUGAUACACACAUACACGUCGAAGGAAAGAGAUCAAGUGCAAUUCGGUCAGAAAUCUAAAGUUGGUACAGGAGGUAUGGAUUCAAAAGUGCAAGCAGCCACAUGGGCGAUGGCUCGGGGAGUAAGUGUAGUGAUAUGCAACGGUAUGCAAGACAAUGCUAUCAAAACGAUCAUCAGCGGACGUAAAGUAGGAACGUUUUUCACCGAUUCCGCAACUACUUCAGCAACUUCAGUCGAUGUUAUGGCUGAAAGUGCUCGAUCUGGUAGUCGAGUUCUACAAAAGCUAACUCCAGCCGAAAGGGCAUCAGCCAUUCAUACCUUGGCAGAUCUCUUACUGGAAAAGAAAGAGAAAAUUUUAGAAGCAAAUGCGAAGGAUUUAGAAGAAGCUACAAAAAGUGGCCUCGAAAAACCUUUAUUAAACAGGUUGUCGCUGAGUGAAGGAAAGCUCAAAACUUUAUCUAUAGGCCUAAAGCAGAUAGCUGACUCUAGCUAUGAGAAUGUAGGGAAAUUAUUAAGGAAGACAAAAUUAGCUGACAAUUUAAUGCUCCGACAAGUAACAGUGCCUAUAGGAGUUUUGCUUGUGAUAUUCGAAUCGAGGCCAGAUUCGUUGCCCCAAGUGGCAGCUUUAGCCAUCGCAUCAGCUAACGGCUUGUUAUUAAAAGGUGGCAAGGAAGCGGCCCAUUCCAACAAAGCACUGAUGGAUCUUGUCAAAGAAUCUUUACAAACAGUUGGAGCACAGGAGGCUAUAGAGUUAGUAUCGACUAGGGAGGAGAUAAGUGAUCUAUUGUCAAUGGAAAAGCACAUAGAUUUGAUCAUUCCUCGAGGCUCAUCAGAUCUUGUAAGAAGUAUUCAGAAACAAUCUCAACAUAUACCAGUGCUGGGUCAUGCUGAGGGUAUCUGUCAUGUCUACUUGGACAAAGACGCUGAUCCCGUCAAGGCUUUGAAGGUUGUUCGUGACGCAAAAUGCGAUUAUCCAGCAGCUUGUAACGCUAUGGAAACUUUGUUGCUCCACGAGGAUCACAUGUCUGGUCCAUUAUUUACGGAAAUAUGUAAUAUGUUGAAGAAUGAGGGCGUGAAAAUACAUGCAGGUCCAAGGUUGGCAAGUCAGCUAACGUUUGGACCACCAGCGGCGAGAACCAUGAAACACGAAUACGGUUCUUUGGAGUGUUGUAUUGAAAUAGUUAAGGAUAUGGACGAAGCGAUAGACCAUAUUCACAAAUUCGGAAGCUCCCACACAGAUGUUAUAGUCACAGAGAAUGAAAAUACAGCGAAACAGUUCCUAAGUUCAGUGGACAGCGCGUGUGUGUUCCACAAUGUGUCUUCUCGUUUCGCUGACGGCUUUAGAUUCGGUCUUGGAGCUGAAGUUGGAAUUUCUACAGCCAGAAUACACGCCAGAGGUCCGGUUGGUGUAGAAGGUCUUUUAACCACAAAAUGGAUCCUCGAAGGAACCGAUCACACAGCAGCGGAGUUCAAUGAAGGAAAACGGACUUGGUUACACGAAAAGUUACCCGUUAAUUGACUAAAAACGAAUAUAUUUAAAACUGUUUACAGUUAUAUAGUAAGUAGAUUUUUUAGUGACAAAUGUAAAAAUAUAUUACGAGUAUAACAAUUAUAUAUAAGUAAUAAAAUUGUUCAGUCGGAACGAAAGAAGAGAAAUGGUGUGUUUAUUAAUUAUUAUUUUUUAAACUAAAUCAUGUUUUAUACUUGCAGUACUCGCAUAAAUCAAUAUGAAAACGAUUAAAACAGAUAAAUAGUG
Molecule: messenger RNA, 2768 nt
Organism: Vanessa atalanta (red admiral)
Lineage: Eukaryota; Metazoa; Arthropoda; Insecta; Lepidoptera; Nymphalidae
Gene: P5CS
Product: delta-1-pyrroline-5-carboxylate synthase
Exons: 10
Coding region: 174-2531 (785 amino acids)
Cellular component (GO): cytoplasm; mitochondrion
Molecular function (GO): glutamate 5-kinase activity; glutamate-5-semialdehyde dehydrogenase (NADP+) activity; ATP binding
Source: RefSeq, a predicted model, not a curated record